UCAUUUCACUUCCAAACAUCUUUCACGCAUUUUCAUUCUGCGCGGAUUUUUCUUUUUCCCUUUUCUAUGAUCACAUCCUUCUUCUUUUGGAUCUGCGAUUACGACUCCUUCUACCUUCUUCUUUCGCUCUCCAACACCUGAUUCUUGCACAAAUAUGGAAAUAAUAAUGUCGCUCUUCCAUCUCUGCAACUCCGAUUCUUGAUAUCCUCUUUGUUCUGUGUUUCUCUUUUAUUUUUUGCUAUUUCUGGCUUGAAUCAUUCAAUUGUUUGCUGAAAGCAAGAGUAGUCAUAAGAGGUUCAAAUGGCGAAAGAGAAAAUCCAGAUCAGGAAGAUCGAUAACGCGACGGCGAGGCAGGUCACUUUCUCCAAGCGUCGGAGGGGACUUUUCAAGAAAGCCAAAGAGCUUUCCGUUUUAUGCGAUGCCGAUGUGGCCCUCAUUAUCUUCUCUGCCACCGGAAAGCUGUUCGAGUACUCCAGCUCAAGCAUGAAGGGAAUCAUAGAAAGACAUAAUUUGCACUCUAAGAACCUUCAGAAAUUGGAACAACCAUCCCUUGAAUUACAGCUGGUAGAAAACAGCAAUUACACCCGAUUAAACAAGGAAAUUGCUGAAAAAACUCAUCAACUAAGGCAGAUGAGGGGUGAGGAACUUCAAACAUUGAAUAUAGAGGAAUUGCAGCAGUUGGAGAAGUCACUGGAGUCUGGAUUGAGCCGUGUGAUGGAGAAAAAGGGUGAACGGAUCAUGAAAGAGAUCACUGACCUUCAAAGAAAGUCGGCCGAGCUGAUGGAUGAGAAUAAGCGAUUGAAACAACAAGCGGAGAAAAUGAAUGGCGUAAGGCACCUGGGCGUAGAGCCCGAGAUUUUGGUCGUGGAGGAUGGCCAGUCGUCGAAUUCCGUCACUGAAGUUUGUGUUUCCAACUCCAAUGGCCCGCCUCAAGAUCUGGAAAGCUCAGACACAUCUCUUAAAUUAGGGCUGCCGUAUUCCGGAUGAUGGUGACGAUCGAUGAUCGAACAAGAAGAUGAACAGGUACUGUAGCUAGCAAAAAUGGUAGUGUGUAAAAGUAAUUAUACUCUAAAAUUCGGGUUAAGUUUGGUAAUUGAAAUCUAAAUCUAACCCAUGUCAUCUUCAUUAUCCAAUUCACAUGACUCCCAUUGAAAUCUGAAAACAGGGUUGCAUUCAAAGAAUUCAAUGCACCGUUUUAAUGAAUCAAAUUAGAAUGCAAGUGGGCUUUUGAUAAAGCCUUGGCCACUCCUA
Messenger RNA from Cucumis sativus (cucumber), 1251 nucleotides. Its product is annotated as MADS-box protein SVP. Gene Ontology annotation, molecular function: RNA polymerase II cis-regulatory region sequence-specific DNA binding; protein dimerization activity; DNA-binding transcription factor activity, RNA polymerase II-specific. The coding region runs from base 301 to 987 and encodes 228 amino acids. The record is from RefSeq and is a predicted model, not a curated record. The transcript has 9 exons. Gene Ontology annotation, biological process: positive regulation of transcription by RNA polymerase II. Lineage: Eukaryota; Viridiplantae; Streptophyta; Magnoliopsida; Cucurbitales; Cucurbitaceae. Gene Ontology annotation, cellular component: nucleus.